Molecule: messenger RNA, 7887 nt
Organism: Vombatus ursinus (common wombat)
Lineage: Eukaryota; Metazoa; Chordata; Mammalia; Diprotodontia; Vombatidae
Gene: AKAP12
Product: A-kinase anchoring protein 12
Exons: 2
Biological process (GO): signal transduction; regulation of protein kinase C signaling
Cellular component (GO): cytoplasm
Molecular function (GO): calmodulin binding; protein kinase A binding
Source: RefSeq, a predicted model, not a curated record
UCUUUUCUUUUCUUAUCUUUUCCAACAGUUGGACAGAGAGACUCCGAAAACAUGAUUGAAAAAGAUGAUGUGGAUAAUACUCUGGUAGCUAGGUCAGCAUCUAGUGUGCAGGAUGUUCAGGAGACUGUGCAUGAAAUAAUUGAGCAAAUGCCUUUGUCAGAAGAUAAUAUAGAAGAGUUGGAGCAACCUACAGAAUCACAGUCUAAUGAUGUUGGAUUUAAAAAGGUUUUUAAAUUCGUUGGCUUUAAAUUUACUGUGAAAAAGGAUAAGAAUGAUAAAUCCGACCCUGUUGAAUUACUCACAGUCAAAAAAGAUGAAUAUGAUGGUAUGGGAACAAAUGGAGCUGAUGAGCAUCAAGAUUCUGGUUCAGAAAAUGAAGCUUUACCUAAAGAGACUGAAUUGACCCAGUUAGUUGGGACAGAUGAAGAAAGUCAGAGAGACAGUGCAGAUCCUGAGGAAGGCAAGAAUUCUGAGGAAGAGAAACAAGAGAAAGUAGGCAACAAAUCUUCUGAAUCUGAGAGUAUGUCAUCAUUCAAAAAGUUUUUCAGUCUUGGUUGGGCUGGCUGGAGAAAAAAGACCAGUUUUAGGAAAUCUAAGGAGGAUGAGCCAGAGAUUUCUGAGAAGAAAAAGGAGCAAGAGGUGGGGAAAGGAGAUGUAGUUGAAAUUGAUGAAGAGAAGAAAGAGGAUACUACUGAACAGUUAACUGUUUCUGAACAUCUACCCCCCCAGGAGGCCAUUCAAAGUAUAAAAGAUUCCAGUGUGUCUGAGAAUGAAAAAGUACAUAGAUCUCCUGAAGAUCAAGUUCAAGAAGCACAAAUAUCUUCUGAAGAGAAAGCUGCUCCUUUAGCCACAGAGGUGUUUGAUGAAAAAGUAGAGACGGUAGCAGAAGUUCAUGUCAGUACUGUGGAAGAGCAAGAGCAAACAGAAGAUCAAAGCGCUGAGGUAGAACAGGUUGUUGGGUCUUUGUUCCUUGCAGCAGCUGAAACGAGUGCAGAUUUGCAAAAAGCUGAAGUGACACAGAAGCUGGUCAAGACCAAAGAAUUGGUGGGUGCCUCUGGAGAUGACUGUGUUAAACUAGUUGAACUAAGUCCUGUAGAAUCAGCUUUGUGUCAGCCACAUGAGGGCAUCACAAAUGAGGUAGAAAUGCUGUCCUCACAAGAAAGAGGGAGAUUGCAAGGAAGCCCAUUAAAGAAACUUUUUACUGGUACUGGCUUAAAAAAACUGUCUGGAAAGAAACAUAAGGGGAAAAGAGGAGAUGAUGAAAUAAAGCCAGAGGAAUCAGGGGAACUUACACAAGCAUCAGUAGAUUCUCCAGAAACUCCAGAGGAACAAAAGGGUGAAAGCUCUGCUUCAUCCCCCGAAGAAUUGGCUGAGGCUAUCUCUGUAGAGACGGGUAUCAUAGAAGCACCACAAGAGGUUGAGAUUGAAGAAGAAGGUACUACUUCAGAUGGAGAGAGAAAGAGAGAAGGUGUUACUCCAUGGGCAUCUUUUAAAAAGAUGGUGACGCCCAAGAAACGUGUUAGAAGGCUUUCUGAAAGUGACAAAGAAGAUGAAGUUGAGAAAGUAAAGAGUGCCACUCUGUCUUCAACUGAAAGUGCAGCCUCUGAUAAUCAGGAGGAGAUGAAAGGACAUGGGGAUGAUCAGAAGACAGAAGAGCCAAAGCGUAAGGUUGAUACUUCAGUAUCCUGGGAAGCCUUAAUUUGUGUAGGAUCUUCCAAGAAAAGAGCAAGGAAGUCGUCAUCUUCUGAUGAAGAAGGAGGGUCUAAAGUUGUUAGUGGAGAUUCCCAGAAAACAGAAGAUGCAGGAAAAAACAAGGAAUCUGGGACAGAAAUAACACAUAUGCAUUCCCACGAAGGUGAUCAAGGGCAGAUAAAUUCUUCCCCUGAGCUAGCUGGAAGCCCACUUGAAGGUGAAGGCAUUUCCACAUGGGUGUCAUUUAAAAGAUUAGUUACUCCAAGGAAAAAGUCAAAAUCAAAAAUGGAAGAGAGACAUGAGGAAUCUGUAACUGUUUCUGGCAUAGAACAUUCUGCUUCAGAUGCAGAACCUGUGAAAGAAGAAUCUUGGGUUUCAAUCAAGAAACUCAUUCCUGGUCGAAGAAAGAAAAGGGUAGAUGAGAAACAAGAACAAGUUCCUGUUGAAGAAGACCAGACGGGAGUUAAUGAAGAUGAUUCUGAUAUCCCAGCUGUUGUUCCUUUAUCUGAGUAUGAUGCAGCAGAACAAGAGAAACUUGAAGCCCAACAAGCAAAAAACAUUGAAGCAGCAAAAACAGGUCUACAUGAGGUGAAAUCUGGACAAGCAGAAGGUCCAGGAACAGAGGAGACUAUUGAGGGACUGGUUCAUGCAGUUGGUGUGACUGUUGUAGAGGGGGAGAGAGCAGUUACAAGUAUUGAAGAAAGGUCACCAUCUUGGAUUUCUGCUAAAAUUACAGAACCUGUUGAAGAAGCAGCAGAUCAACUGAAACAGCAGACUGAGGAGAUACUUGAAAAAGAAGUCCUUGUGGAAGUACCUGUUACUAAAACCUUGCCAGAUAUAAAAGACACUAGCAGUGACACUAUUGUCAGUGAGCUGGAGUUAACUUCUGAAGCAGUGACAGCUCCAGAAGAGGCAGCAGAAAUAACAGAAGCCUCUUGUGCGGAAGAGACUACUGAAAUGGUUUCUGCAGUUUCACAGUUGACUGACUCUCCUGAUACUACAGAAGAAGCUACACCUGUGCAGGAGGUAGAAGACGACACACCCAAUUUAGAAGCUCUUAAGCAGCGAACUCAGGAAAUAAUUCAGGCAGUUAUAGAAAAAGUUAAGCAAUCAGAAGAAUCUGAGAUUACAGAAACAGUUGUUUCAGGAGACACACUUUUAACAGUUCAGAAUCUUGAAACUAAAAUACCAGAGAAAGUGAGUGUGAAAAAAGCUGAACAAAGUGGUGAUCACCAAGAGGUCAACUUAGAAAUUGGAGAAGCAGCUGUGCUAGACAACAGUAAAAUGAUGCAUGCUGAGAUGCAGGAACAGGUACAAGCAGCAAAAUCUGAAGAUAUAACCAUUAAUGGUGGGCAACAAGAAAUAAUUGAACAAACACCUUCAGAAAAAACCUUUAAUAUUAAUGAAGUUGAAAGGAAUAUAGAGGUGAAGGAAUGUAAAUCAUAUACUGAUUUCACAACUUACCAAGCUGAGACUACAGGCAUUGAAACAUCACAAAUUCCAAUGGAACCGGUAACACCAGUUGAAAUAAGUACAGAUGAAGUUACUCUUGUGGUACAUUUUGAAGAUAAAAGUAUAAAACAGCAAAAAGGCAGUGAUGUUCGUGACUCUGUACCUGCAUUAGGAUCUGAAAUUGUAGAAACAACACGGGCCACUGUAUCAAGUGAUAAGCCUCCAGAAAGUCCUGGUUUCCACUCUUCACAGGGAAACAAAGAAAAAUCUAAAGUGGAAGAAGUUCCAGUACCUGAUGAGGAGCAGAUAGUUGUGAAAAUGGUGCAGAACCUUUCAGGGACUGAAGUCGUUCAAGAUUCAGGUCCUUUUGUUGAUCAGGAAACGAAAGAGACAAUAAUUGCAAAAGAACAGGUCUCUUUAGACACGGAAGUGAUGGAGUUACUUGAUCAGACAAAGAUAGACCAAAUUGAACUGAAAGAUGAAAAAGUUACUGAAAGAGACAAAUUAGAAUAUGAAAACAAUUCUGAAAAGGUUGAACUUCAGAUCAGUUCUUACUCAGCUUCAGUGGAGGAAGAGGUCUUGGUUCAGGAAGAGAUAGUGUCCUCUGAAGUUCUCAAAGUUCAGAGGUCUGAGGCUCAAGAAGCAUCUUUGCCAUUAACAGCGGCGGCAAUAGUCGAGAAGGCUGUAGCAGAAGCUGUAAAACUUUCAGAAACAUCACCUGAAACUCUGGAUUCUGUAAAUGUUCAAUUAGUAACUGAAAAAAUACCUUCUGAAAGUAUGCAAGACUCUGCUACUGCUUGGUCAGACCAAGCAGUAGUCAUGGAAAAGCAUUCUCUCACAGAGUCUGUACUUCAAGAAAAAUCAAAAACAGUAGUGGUAUCUGCUAUUACAGAGACUAUCAAAAGCUCCGGCUUCAUGAAAAGACCGGAGGAAGAGUCCCAGAAACCGUCAGAUGCAGCCAGUGUUGAAGUUGUUUCUCAGGAAGUCGAACCAACUCUAACCCAAGUAGAACUUGGAAAGGAUGAAGAUGAUAUUUUGACCAUCAAAACCCAGAGUACCGAAAUUGUGCAAAAUGUCAUUCAGACUGCUGUUGAUCAACUUGUUAGUGCCAAAGAUCUAAACACUCAGACUUCUGGACUUAAUGCAGAGGAGCAGGCUCAGAUAAGAAAAUCUGAAGAGGAGGAUACCAUACAUGUAUCUGAAAGAAAUGAAAGUGAAGUUAAAUCUGUUCCAACUGAAAACUUAGGGCCAGCAGCUGUUGAGCAAAUUCCAGAUGUGCCAGUAAUUUCUGGUAUUUACAAAGAAGUCUCUGUUUCUGAAGGUUCUGAAAGGGUAGUGGCCAUUGAGGUACAGAUACCUGAUUUAAAGUCAGGUGAGCAGCAACAUGAAGAAACAGCACCACAGCUCGAAGAAAAAAAAGAAGCCAUUGAAACAAAGACUGAGCCAAAAAUUGACAGUGCAACAUCAGGAGAAGCACCUAAAGGAGAAACCGAAGAUGACAUUGCAAAUGCCCACUCAGAUGAUCCAAAAUUAGUACCAGGGGAAAGUAAUGGCCUAUACAAAGAGUCCAUAGAUUCAAAUGGACCAAAACUAAAGGAAACUGUCCAGGGCCUGGAAUACCAAGAAAGACUAGUACUAAAGGGAGAAAAAGAAAUUUCUAACCAGUCAGUAGAUGAUACCAAAACACAGACACAAGAGGAGGUACAUAAACAUGAUGAGCCUUGUGAGUCUCCACCAAAAUCAGCACCUAAGGAGUCAAGAGGCGUAAUUUAAUUCAGAAUGUGUGUCGUAGGACCAGAAUGUGAAGAAGGCCGUGUAAGAAAGUGAAGGCUGCUGCUGAUUAGACUCAAGACUGAACUGUGAGAAGAGAAGAUUAGGUCUUACUACCCAAAGCCAUUCCAAGAGAGCCACUGACAACCCUGAGACAUCAGGAGCUAUACUCAUCAUUCUUUUAUGUUUGGAUGUUAACAUUUCCUCUUUUUGAGACAUUUCUCUUUUUUUUCACUUGAUGACAUGUGAUGUUUCCGAUUUAAUGACCUUAAUUCUGAACCUUGAGAGAAGUUGGAAACAUUUAGUUUCUCAUAUUCCAAAUCUUAGUUUAAAAUGCUUCCAAAACUGGAGUGUAAUUCUUUAUGUAUUUAUGUGUAUAUCUUAAAUAAACCUUGUUCUGUUUUUAUUGUGUAUUUUCCUUCACUUACUGGUUAAGGAGAUAUUCUGUCACAUAUUAUAUGAAGUGCCAAGUGCACAUGACCAUGGUAAAGCACUGUGGAGUUUUGAGCCACAAGAAAACAAUUAAGUGAGGCUUCAUUUGCUGCUUUCACGAGAGACCUUCCUAGUCCAAAGGUACAAUUCCUACUUAAGGCAUCCAUUCGUGUUCAUAUCCCCAUUUGUGUCAUUACUCUGAAAUAGGGACUUUUUCACUCAACAUAGAGUGAAAAUUUGUAGAAACAUAAAAAGUUAGCUUAUUGAUGGAUUUCGCUCUGGUGAAAGUUGGCAGGAAGUCUCAACAAUUUCAAAUUCUAUGGUUUUUAGGCCGUCUUUGAUUAUUUCCAAAUGGAUGUUGAGACAUGAGUGUGCUUAAGUACUGAGCAAAAAGAAAUGUUUUUGAUGUUACCGAGAAAAGAAUGCAUUGCUUUAAGUUUUUGGAUUCUAUUGUUCUUGUAUCCUCGAUCAUAUCCACAUAACACAGCAUGAAAUAAGGCAAGUUCUUUAGAAAGUGGUUUUUGAUAGAUACUAGAUUAUGUCUUCUCCAUAUAUAUGCCCACUUGUCUUAACAGUGUCUCAUGAUCUUAUACAUUUGGUAAACUGAUUUGGCAAGUGAUUUAAAUAAAAUAUUUGCUUACACUUAGGUUUGUUGGUCUUAUUAGAAUGUAGGAUAAACCUGGGACUAACUUUGUUAAGUAUUUGGGUCAUUAUAUUAAUCAAACCAGGUAGGCUUGAACUACUAACCUCUGAAUGUGCCAAGAGGGAUCACACCACCAAUUUAAAAGAUGGCUGUUUUACAGAAGUCUGGACUGCAUAUCUAAAAUCUGUGUUUAAGUGACAGUUCUUUCCUUUAGGAGGUCUUUACCAUUUAGGAGGCAAAGAUUAGCCACUUACUCAGCUGUCAUUAUUGAUGCAAUUCUACCAUCUGGUGGUGAUUUCUUGAAAGUUAUUCAAUUUUCUGGGGCACAGUAACAUCUUCACUUAAAAGCAAAGGGGUUAUUCUGAGAAAAGAUUUUAAGAAGCCUUAUGAAUAAGAAGUACCUGGGCUAAUACCUAAGGAAUUUGGGAAAAUGUCAGUACUUCCAAUUAUGAUCUUUCAUGUAAAUUAUCAUGAAAGCUUCGAACAUUGGAGGCGUUUUGUCAUAAUGUAAUUGUCACAUGUAAUAUCUUGCUAUUUUUAUAUCUGUGUAGUGUUUUUCCAUUUUCCAAGUUACUGUCUAAUAUGAACAUUAAAUACCUAACAGUUGGAGAACUAAGACCUGCAAAUCCACUUGGCCAAAAAGUCUCUCCUUUCCCCACGCAAUUUACUGCUAAAGUUUGUAACUUCUAAAACUGGAAGCGAUUUCCUUUCCUGUUGUGAGCAAGCAUGGCUACUCAAAAAUUAGCCACAAAAUUUUGCUAUUCACCCUAAGGCAUUUAAUACUAAAUCAUGAAUAAUGGCCUUUAAUAUAUUCAGGGAGAUAAAAUUUUAUAAGAGGCUGAAUAGAGUAGUGGAUAGAAGGAUGGCCUGAAGUUAUGAAGACCUGGGGUUUAGUCCUGCCAUAUACAUUGCUUUUGUGACCCUGGGUAAAUCACUGUAACCUCCCAGUGCUUUAGCCAGCCAUCUAAGACGAUAAACUGCAGAGAAGAUGCUUACUCACAUUGGUAAAGGGAGUUUCCUCAUUUAGGAAUUUCCUAUACCAAUGAAACAAAAAAAAUUCCAUUUGCUUGCUCUUAUCAGAAAAAGACAAUGUAUUUAUGGAUAUUAGAACUGUUUCCUCCUUUCUAAAAUAGAAUUUCUUUGCUUUGCUCAAAAUGGGUAUGGAAUUGCCUAACUCAUGCAAAAUCAGUAAAAUAGUUUCAUUUUUUAAGUAAACACCUUCAUACCAUGUUUUUUUCCUGAUUGCCUCAACUUUGGAAAAUUGCAAUCAUCAAAACCCAUUCUCCAGAAGUUGUAUAUGCUUUGUGUUUUUUGUACCAACACCUGAAUAUGUCAUGGGACAUUUUAAAAAAUAAAUAUUGUAUACCCAUGUCCGCUAAGCCAUAUUGUUACAGCUGCAGCAGGUAAAAAUGAACAUCAGUAGCAUGAAGCUGCAAUUUUGAUAGAAUUUUUAAAGCUGCUGUUAAUGUGUAAUGUAAAUCCUGUUUAGACCUCGAGGCUAGCUUUAGCUAAUGUAAAUUGUCUGUAGGAGUUGGGGAGCAAGUGCCUAACCUUGCUUUUAUGUAUACAUAUAUAUCAACAUGAAAGCUUGUACAUUAGAAAGUGCAACUAUUGUAAACUUGACAUUUCUUGUUACUGAGGACUAUGAAAUAAUGCCCUGAGAUUAUUUUAUUAAUGGUACAAAUUAGAUGUCUCUGUAACAGAUAGUUUGUUCCAAUAUAUUGCCUUGAUCUCUAAAACUACAAGUAUUCAGCUGAGAGCUGUUAACUUUAACUUGAGUUUAAGCUUCAGGCUUUGCAGAUUCCUCUAUUCCAAGGCAUUGGGUUAUAAGAUAUUUGAUUAGUUUUGUUUUUUAGGGUAAGUUUUCAUUUAUCUAAAUAAAAUACAAUCAAAUGGUA